Rhipicephalus sanguineus (brown dog tick) is the source of this 1024-nucleotide messenger RNA. RefSeq names its product N-alpha-acetyltransferase 15, NatA auxiliary subunit. Gene Ontology annotation, biological process: N-terminal peptidyl-methionine acetylation. The record is from RefSeq and is a predicted model, not a curated record. Gene Ontology annotation, cellular component: cytoplasm; NatA complex. Gene Ontology annotation, molecular function: protein-N-terminal amino-acid acetyltransferase activity; protein binding. Lineage: Eukaryota; Metazoa; Arthropoda; Arachnida; Ixodida; Ixodidae.
ACUGCUUCGAAGCAAUGCAGAGUAGGUUGAAAUCAAUGUAUACUAAUAAUAAAGUAAAGUGAAUAAAUUUCUCAUAAUAUAUCGGCAAAGAGGGUUCGAGGAUACAAUGGCAAUGCCGUGCGUCCGCCAUUCACGCAUUUUACCACGCGGUUCUGACACGAGUGUUAUCGGAAGGAGUUCUCAGUGAAAUUCCCCGGUUCCUCUCUUGGCUCCGGGAUGUCUCCCAGCCAACCGCUACCACCAAAAGAGAAUGCCCUAUUUAAAAGAAUAUUGAAAUGCUACGAACAUAAACAAUACAAGAAUGGGUUAAAAUUUGCCAAGCAGAUUUUAACCAACCCGAAGUUCGCGGACCAUGGAGAAACGUUGGCUAUGAAAGGGCUCACUCUGAACUGCCUAGGAAGGAAAGACGAAGCUUAUGAAUAUGUUCGCAAAGGGCUCCGGAACGACCUCAAGAGUCAUGUGUGCUGGCACGUGUAUGGCUUACUACAGAGGUCUGACCGAAAGUAUGAUGAAGCCAUCAAGUGCUACAGGAAUGCUCUCAAGUGGGACAAAGAUAAUAUACAGAUUCUUCGAGAUUUGUCAUUGCUUCAGAUCCAAAUGCGUGAUUUGGAAGGAUAUAGGGACACUAGGUACCAAUUAUUCAUGUUGCGGCCAACACAGAGGGCAUCGUGGAUUGGGUUCUCUAUGUCCUAUCACUUGCUUAAAGACUAUGAUAUGGCACUCAAGAUAUUGGAAGAGUUUAGGAAAACACAAACGAAGCGUGGAUACGACUACGAACACAGUGAACUAUUGCUCUAUCAAAACAUGGUGAUGCGAGAGGCUGGUGAACUGGAUGAAGCACUUGGUCACCUUGCGCGCAACGAGGAGCAGAUCUGUGACAAACUGUCUGUGCUUGAGACGAGAGCAAACCUGCUGAUGCAGGUGGGUCAGUAUCCAGCGGCCGAAUCAAUAUACCGGGAGCUCUUGAACAGGAACCCUGAGAACCACGAAUACUAUCACGGCUUAUUGAAAGCGCUACGGCAAC